This is a messenger RNA of Paramecium octaurelia, 1139 nucleotides long. The record is from the annotation of a GenBank genome assembly. Lineage: Eukaryota; Ciliophora; Oligohymenophorea; Peniculida; Parameciidae.
AUUUAAUGAGAGCUAUCGUUCUUCUAUUUCUGCUAUUCAUUGCCAAUGCUUAAGAUUAACUUUAACAAGAAGAAGCCAUUCAGAUUGUAAAGGAUCUCAAAGAUGCAACCACGAAAAGGUUAGACCUAUUAGAAAUGACAUGGAAAAAGUAUUCAACUAAAAAAAAUGAUUAAAUUUGUGGUUUCACUGAAAUGGUUGCUGAACAAGAAGCCUAAUGCCAAUCCAGAAACAGUCAGAAUGAAUUUAUUUCUGAAUCCAUCAAUUAAUCAACUUAAACUAUUGAGACCAAUAAAUAAAAGAUUGAUAAAAAUAUUCAAAGGCGUAAAAGUCUCUAGGAUUUGAAGUAACUUUUAUAAAUCAUCAUAGAUGCAAAUCAAAUGUUAACAAUAUCAAGUUGCUUAAAGAUUAAAAGGAAGCUAAAACACUAUCCAUCCAAUUACAAAAGUCGUUUGCAGUAUUCUAUUAUUAUUAAAUAGUAAAGUAGUGGUGGAAGUCUCCUGGAAAUGCUGCAAAGUAAUAGCUUGUAUGAAUAAUUGAAUCUAGAAGUUACUGAACAAGAAGCUUCAGUUAUAAAAUUAAUCUGUAACUUUUAUUAAUUACUCACAUAGAGGAGGCAUACUAAGAUGAAAAAGAUGCAAAUGCUGUAGAGUCAACUGAAUUCAGUUAAAUUUAAUCACAUUCAUAAUAAUUGCCUUAUUCAUCCUAAAAAUCAAUGGAAAAAAAUAGAUAUUUGAUUAUCACGACAUCACAAGAAAUUUCAGAAAAAAUUGACAAAGAUUAAUAGAGUAUCACUUUAAAUUCUAUCAAUUCCGUUAAUAAAAUUGAUUAAUUAUGUACUCAAUUGCUAAAGGAAAAUGAAAUAUUAAAGAAACUAAUUGAUAUAGAAGGGGAUAGAAAGGUAAAUCAAUUGUUAUACCUAGAUUGAUUUGGAUGAUCAAUUAACCAUUCUCAAUGGAGAAAAUUAAGAAUGUGACAAUAGUAAAAGAAAGAUGGAAAUAAUUGCGUUAUUGUUGCAAUAAGAUUAUGAUCGAGAAUAGAUUCUCUACAUGAAGGAAAAGGAGGCCAUACUAAAAGAGUUGGAUAUAUACACAGACCUAUUACGAUAUUAUUUAAGAUAAAUUUAUAAAACGGACAAUUGA